This is a messenger RNA of Anneissia japonica, 865 nucleotides long. RefSeq lists its product as uncharacterized. Bases 185 to 685 code for a protein of 166 amino acids. Lineage: Eukaryota; Metazoa; Echinodermata; Crinoidea; Comatulida; Comatulidae. The record is from RefSeq and is a predicted model, not a curated record. The transcript is spliced from 6 exons.
AUAACAUUGCUCGAAUAUUAUCAUUUAUCUAUUUGUUUCUCUAAUGUUGACUUGCGGAAGACAAAUUUAUUAAAAUAUAAUGUUAAAUAGAACUGAUAUUUCGAUAGCAACUGCUAUCUUUAUUAACGUUAUAAGUUAUUGUUGAAUUGCAUUUAUUCCAGGUGGUGUUGUAAAUAUCUUACCAAUGCUUUAUGUAAAAAUUGAGCCUAUUAAACAACAAGUGCGAUGUUUCUUCUUUGCAUCGUUCGCUGGAUUAACAACAUGCAUGAUUUUCAAUAUAUUGUGGGUUUUAUCUGUUCUUCAUAUUGUACCUCAAACUGAUGCCCAAUGUAGAGAAGAUUAUUCACAGACAUAUAACGAAAAUGGAACUCUAACAUCAUCACAUCUAUCGACGAAUAUCAUCCCACCAGAAGACUGCUACAAAUAUACAUUAAAGAGGUCGGAAGAAAAUGGACAAAUUUCUACUGUUCCAUUGACUGAAAUAAUUAUAGACUUUUUUCCAGAAUACAGGUGGGUUGGACGGUUUACCCAAAUAUUCAUAGCUGUGAGCCUUACAGUAUCAUAUCUUACAUUUGGAUCCGCCUUGAAGAGCAUGCUGGGAGGAGUGUUAGAUGCAGUGAUGCCACGAAGUCCCAGUUCAAACGAGUCAACCGGUACACUUCAAAGAGUAACCAACUCAAUGUAAUACCUCUUAAUAUUCCACAAUUUGUUAUUAUAGAAUUUUUUACUAACAAAUUUAAGAGGCUAUUUGUGACAGACCAACCUUCUUCUGUCCCCUAGACGGAAAAGGUUCAACAAUGUGGUAGGCCUCUAUCCAUUUUACAGACAACUGCGUGCAAAACAAAUGCUCUCUUUGAAAGCAAGC